GUGAUCAGGCGGUCCAAGGCAGACGAUCAAAGCGAGAGGUGUGUGCGCACGCGUAACUCACCGACUAGUUAAGCAGCGCGUUUCAUAUCUGGCGGAGACGCGCCGCUCGUUUGGCGCCUUUCCUGCCGCGUGCGUGCCGUUGUCCACUGUAGCGGGGCGGCGGUUCGGUGUUGGAUGCCGUCGCCGCGCCACACAUUUCGCCUACUUGGGGUUUGGCGUAUAUUUGAGUGUCUGCGAAACACGUUUGCGCAUUCAGUUGCGAAUUUAAUUUAAACCGAAGCGGUGCUCGUUGCCACUCACUGCUUUCAGUCGCUUUCGAUUGACUGUUUUCGAAUUUCAAUUUUGUACUUAACCAACUUUAUUUUGUUUUGUUUUGCAACGCCAUGCAAUUGAAUAAUAAAAUUUGAGUAGUUUGGAGUGGAAUUUGCGGUCGCAUAAAUUAUUUGUUUGAUGUCCAACAAAAACAAAACAACAACCAGCUGGUCGCCACCACACGCGGUGUAAUUUGCGGUAUCGUCGAGCUAAAACAAAUAAAUAAAUAGAGAAAAUAAACGAAAUGCAACAGAUUUAGAUGUGAAAAUCGACAUUUGAACGUUUUGGAGAGCGAAAACAGCUGCUCACGCCAAGCCAACAGCCCACCGGUUGCCGAUUUUCACCAUUUCUCGCUCAAGUGACGCGCAUAUUUGUAUACUUAUGAGGCCAGGCGACGGGUUUCGAUUGUAAAUAAAUACCGUUUAUAUCAGAAAGCGCUUAAAAGCUGAUUAACUGUAAAGUUGGAAUUUCGGCGACUUUUAUAUUUUUGUUGUGUGUGUGCUUAACUUGUGUUGCAGUUUUGUUGAAAAGUAAAUCGCGAAACUAUUAACUUUCUAACCAACUUCCAGCACGAACAUCAAAAGCCAGUAUCAACAUGUUUAAUCUGCGAAGCCAACUAGAUAAGAUCAUCAUCACAGCAAUGGAUCGUUUCGUGUGGUUCGUUCUGCUCGUCGUCAUGUCGCACUUGGUGACCGAGUUCACACGCGUCACCGGCUAUGCGCGCGGCAACCGCCACGAUGUGGUUCUGCUCAAUGAUACUUCCCUUCGGCCGAUGCCAGUGGCGAACAUGAUUUUUUACCCCGGCGAGGAGUACGGUCUCUACGACCAGCAGCUGUCGCAAUACAAUAACAUUUAUCCAAAUGGCAACUACAACAACAGAUACGGCAACAAUAACAACUACAACAACAAUCCCAACAAUCAACCAAACUCAGCGGUUAUGUCGGGACCAUCAGCCAAUGCGGAGCCCACCGCAUUAGGCUUUCCCUUCAGCUUUCGCCCGCUAAUUGACAGCAUCUUCGAGAUUCCGAUAUCCACUCUGCGUGCUGUCAACAAUCUGGUGGGGCGUUUAACCGGCAGCUAUCAACACCAGGUGCCAUCAAUGACCGCAGGCGUGCUCAAGUCCGCGAAUGACAACGCGAACCCGGACGCGCUGCAGGCUCUGCGCUCGCUGCCAGCCGGCGGUGGCGUUGAACGCCCAAGGACGGCGAAAACGGCACCAACAGUCUUCGGCUCUGCCGCGGCGCCACAAUCACAGCCAGACAGCAGUGGCAAUGAUAACAGCAACAAUAAGGGAAGCAAUCUUACCAUACGGCAGCGAAGGUCGUUGCUGCGUGAGGUGAACGCGUAAAUCGGUGCGCUCUCGGCUGCGCACAGCCACUUGCCCAAGCGAAGAAGAAAUGGGGGGAAGAAGCACAAUGACUGCCGCCAUGUAACGGAGACAGUAAGAACGCACGUCAAUUUCACGCCUGCCGAUAAGCACGUUCUUCCAAGCAGCACACGUGCUCCUCCCUCUCCCAUCCACGCACUUGAGCGACACUUCGGCUUAACUAGUUCAUUUGCACUUCCUUCCGUCCGCCGCCGACUCCGCGUCUCCAUCACAUUCAUUCAUUCACUUCAAUGUUCGCUCACUUGUUUGCUCGUGCUUUUGUCUCCGUGGAAGUUCGGUGUUACGUCAAGUGUUUGUUUGUGCUGUAGCUGCUCUUUGCGGCGGUUCGUUCGCGGCUCCUUCUCAAUUCGGUGUGCACACAUUUGCAUAAACUUGUUCUAAAGUUUGCAAUUAGUUGGCAGUUUUUACUUCGCACGUUGUUGCUGUUAUCGUGUAGCGUCUUUAAAAGUAGGAAAUUAAGCCAAGUGUAACGGUGCCCCCACCGCUGGCUCAUCAGCCGUUAAUUUUUCCUUCUUUCGCAUUUAUUUUUCAAAUUGCUGUACAUUCACUCGGCUCAAUUGCACUUUCACUUUCUAUUAGCCAUUUCUUUUUUAGCAGCCUUUCGCACAUUUCUUUUAAUUGUUGUAUUUGUCAUUCGAGUUAAUUGUUAAGCGCAGAGGCGCUCAAGCGUUGACUAUAUCCUUGUCUGCGCUUUGUAAAGCAAUUCUCAGUGUUUACUUUUACGUUUAUUUCUCCCAAGUCGAAGUGCUCUUUGGCAAUCUCUUGUUCUAAUUGUUGAUGUGAUAUUACUUUAGUGACACUUUAAGAUAAACAAUGUUAAUACUAGUUGUAAGUUAUAAUUAUUAAUGUCGAAAUAAAAUAUUAUGUAAAUUUCUGUACGAAAAUAAAAUAAAUAUACUAAAUGAA
Messenger RNA from Bactrocera neohumeralis, 2605 nucleotides. RefSeq names its product GATA zinc finger domain-containing protein 11. The record is from RefSeq and is a predicted model, not a curated record. NCBI's taxonomy places the organism in Eukaryota, Metazoa, Arthropoda, Insecta, Diptera, Tephritidae. The coding region runs from base 908 to 1660 and encodes 250 amino acids. The transcript is spliced from 4 exons.